AUGCCAUCAGGGAAGUCCGGUGCUCGCCCGAAAAUCAAGAAGGAGACGGGUUUCAGCGGCGGGAGCGCCAGAGGACAAGCCCCGUCCGCCAUGAUUGACAGGUCACCAAAUUCAGACGAAAAUGGCGGCAGGGAACGACUGCAAGUUAAGACUCCGAAAUAUUCAGGGAAAGCAGACUGGGAGGCCUUCUAUGCCCAAUUUGAACUCCUGGCUGGGGCAGCUGGCUGCCCAGCUGAGAGAGAUGAUUAUGGGGCUUUGGUUGGGGCCCUCCGGAGGCGUUUUGGACAAUGUAGCCAACCCGAUGUCCUGCGCUCAGAGCUGGCUAGCCAACAGAGGUUGACAGGCGAGCCACUCAGGGCGUUGGCUAACGAUAUUGAGACCCUGACAAGACGAGCUUACGCCCAUAUGCCCCCUGAAGUACAGAGUGAGCUGGCCAGGGACCAGUUCAUUCGUGCCCUGGCUCUCAGAGAACUUCGCGCACAGACACAGCUGGCACAUCCUAGAUUCCUGCAGGAGGCACUGGAGCUCGCCCUAGAGAGAGAGGCCGUAGGUUCAGCGUCUGAGAUUGGCCCCAUUGUGAGGACAGCAGUGCGCGAGGAUUCAGGUCAAGAGAGGCCUGCCUGGGUUGCUGAGCUGACAGAACUGAUCCAAGCUGUGACGUUACAACCACAACGCGGCGGUGCCCGCCCACGCCGUGGCCCUCCAGUGUGCUGGACGUGUGGCAAGGCAGGCCAUAUCAGUGUGCGGUGCCCCCAGAACUCGGGCGGUCAGGGAAACGCUCCGGGGUCUGUGUAA
Molecule: messenger RNA, 795 nt
Organism: Knipowitschia caucasica
Lineage: Eukaryota; Metazoa; Chordata; Actinopteri; Gobiiformes; Gobiidae
Source: the annotation of a GenBank genome assembly